Scheffersomyces amazonensis is the source of this 2911-nucleotide messenger RNA. RefSeq lists its product as uncharacterized. Bases 293 to 2416 code for a protein of 707 amino acids. Lineage: Eukaryota; Fungi; Ascomycota; Pichiomycetes; Serinales; Debaryomycetaceae. The record is from RefSeq and is a predicted model, not a curated record. The transcript has a single exon.
GAGAAAUUGAAUCUAAUCCCAUCUUAUCCAGGAGUAAGAUCUAGUACCAUUAACUAUAGUAUUGUGUAGAUCUCCACCACUUAUGUAUAGAGUAAUAAUAAUAUACUCAUAUAAAAAAUAUUAAUAUUUAUAAAUCUUUAUAAUUUUCACAAUUUUCACAUCCGUAUACGACCACGACCCAGAUCUAAGGGUAUGUCCCAUUAACGCAUCCAACUAUACGAAUUGAUUUGCUAUACCAUAAUUGGUUUGAUGAAGCAGGUAUAUGAAGAAUAAUAAGAAAUAAUAUAGAAUAAUGUCAGAUAUAGAAUAUUUCACCCCAUUUAAUGACACAUCACUAACGUCAACUCCUUCAUCUCAGCGUAGGACUUCAAACUUCUUUCCUUCUGGUACAUCAUCAUCGAAUACUUUUAUUCCCGAGAAUGAAAUAUUGUUCGCUUCUACCAUUACCAAUACUACUAAUAAUCAUCGAAAUAAUAUCACAUCUCCAGUAGUUUCAACUGUAUCACAUCCAAGACCUUCCAAUGUAAAUCCUAAUCAAAGUAUUAAUUCUAAUUCCGUAACUCCAACAUUUAAUGCAUCAAAAUUCUUUAAUAGUAAUAAUGCAACUACAAAUAGUUUGGAUCCAACUACUCCCUUCACAUCAUCUUCCACAUCUUUAAGUACUACACCUACUGCUAAUAAUAAUAUUCAAUUGAAUAUUCAUAACUCUCGACCUUCCAGUUCUUCUAUGCCGUUAUUCGGAGGAAUCGAUGUAGGAAAUGAUUUAUCUAAUGAUAUAAGCAACUUAAGUAUAAUGUCAUCUCCACCUUUACCUACGACCAAUUUUAAUGGAAGCCAAUAUCCUCAUCAUAGUCACAAUCAAAAUCAAAGUCAAAAUCUCAGUCACCAACUGCAUCAUCCCAUGGGAUUCCAACCUUCAGGAUCAAUUAUAUCUCCGUCUUAUCCAAAUCCUCCAAGAUCAGCAAGUACAUCCGCAUUAGGACCUGGUUUAUCUCUGAUGAAUACUUCUACAGCAGCUGCACCACCAAAUCCUCAUUCUCAUUCAUCAAAUAAUAGUAGCAGUGGAACUCCACUCACAAUGAAUCAGUGGUCCAUCUGGAAUGAAGCCACCCCUCUAUCAACCAAAUCGGUUCCUACAGGCUUCUUUGAAUCUUCAUCAACUCCAAAGUUAUCCACACUAGAAGAAUUCAUAGAUGGUGAAUUAAUGUUCCCUAAUGUAGUACUUGAAGAUGAUCAGGAUGAAGCAAUAAAGUACCCCAAUGAUUUAUUAUUUUCUCCUUUCUUGGGACAACCAUCAGGUCAAGAUCAAUUCCAACCACCUCAUCAAUACAACAAUGGACAAUUUCGAUCAAAUGAUCAAGCAGGGCCUCUUCCACAACAACAGUUUUAUACGGACUUUCAAUAUCAGAGUAAUCCUGGACAAUUGUCUAGAACUAAUAGAACGAAUUCCGUAUCCUCAUCCGGAACAAUUAAAGCUAGAAGAGAAAACAUUUAUGUAAAUAAAAUCAAUAUACCAACUUUUAUACCCAGUGGAUUUCCAGCUCCACCAAUGGAUGAUAUAGAUACAUCACCUACAAAUAAUAGGGCUAUUCCAAUUCAAAUGACUCAAUCAGAUCGGAAUUUAGAGGAUAUGAGACAAUUUCUUGUUGAUCCUAAAAAUUCCAUUGGACCAGACAUUCUAUUGGAUAACAGUGAUAAAGUAUUGCAAUCAAAGUUAGAUAGUAUAUCCAAACGAGAGAAAGAAAUCUUUAGUCAACAAGAGAAGUCUAAACAGGAUAUUGAAAAUCCUGAACCAUUAAUUCAACUGCCACAAGCCAUUAAAUCCUCUGUGGCAACUAAAUCAAGAUCGAGUGAAACUAUCAAGUUAAAUCUUCCGAAGGAUCACUAUUCACAGUACCAAGGUGUAGCCAUCAAUGACAAAUUAUUUGUAAAUGAUGUACUCCAAGCCAAGAUCUCCAAUAAAUAUUCUGAGGAUUAUGUGUCUACUUUUUAUAAAAGAAAUUCUCAUGGAUAUAUGUUCAUCAAGGAACCGACCACGACAUUGAAGGUUAAUACUACAGGUAAUAAGUCUUGGGUACAAUUAAAGAUUAAGUUACCACCUCAUAAUGAACAAAUUGAUGCAAGCACACCACUCUCCAAGAAGUUAAAAGUAGACAUUAAACAGUUACCACUUUGGCGACCUAUUAAUCUCAAUGCAUCAUCAGGAGAUAAUGGCAAUUCCAGCUCUAAUUCUUAUUCAACAUACGGAUCUUCAAGUAAGAAAUUAAAGAAUAAUGGAUUAAAUGGUAAUAAUAAGAAGCUGGAUUACAGUAAUGGUAAUGGUAAUGGUAAUGGUAAUGCCGGAGGUAAUGGAAAUAGUCGUAAACCCAAAAAUUUGAAUGUUUCCAAACGAUUUGGAAAACGUAAUUCCGAAUGAUAUAGACAAUAUAUAAAAUAUACAAUUAUAUAAUUGCACCCAAUAUACCCGCUCAAGUAAUUUUGCAACUGAUGUUGUAUACAGUGACGAAAAUCCUGCAUAGAGACAGGGAUGUUAGUACACUCACACCACUAAAACUAUUUCUGGGGGAUUUCAUUGGCUGGACUAACUAGUUGCAAACUCGAUCGCAGCCAUACAUAAACAUUAAUGGGUAUGUAUCUACAAAUAAAAUGUAACCCAAUUAUACUAGUAAAUUAACACGUACUAAAGAGGAUGAGCCGCAUGUCUCUCAACUAUUUCUAUUCAUUAGCCAAUAAUAGGCUGGUGUUCCCCAUACUUAAUAUCAAUCGUAUGAUUCCCAAAGUGGUGCGAACAUUUUGUUCCUAAUUUGGUUGAAGCACUGCGGCAUGGGUGUUCUGACCCUAAGCUUGUACCAAUCCAAUCUCAGAGAUUGGAAAAAAAAACUUAAGCAGAGAUGAAAACACACAACUAAAC